AUGACCGACCCUAACAUCAUCGACUUCGAUGGCCCAGACGAUCCCGCAAACCCCAUAAACUGGACUCCCCGCUACAAAUGGUCCAUGGUAGCAAUUCUUUCCCUGAUGAAUCUAAUGGUAAAUCUAGGAACCAUUAUCGUAGCACCCGCAGCCCCGCAAAUCCUCGCAGACUUUCAUGAAAAUAGCGGUCUAUACUCUACCAUCCUGGUAUCCAUCUGGGAGCUAGGCGAAAUUCUCGGGCCUUUGAUAAUCGCGCCUCUCGCGGAGCUUUAUGGAAAGCUGAUUAUAUACAAUGUAGCCAACGUCCUCUUCAUCAUCUUCUCGAUUGGAGGAGCGACCAGUACUAACAUCGACAUGCUCAUUGCGUUUCGAUGUUUAAGUGGUUUGAUGGUUGCAUCUACAACACUCAAUGAUGGAACUAUAGGUGACAUGUUUCCUCCAGAGCAGCGUGGAGGUGCUAUAUCACUUAUCAGUCUUUGUCCACUACUGGGUAUCAUCGUUGGCCCAAUCAUCGGAGGGUAUCUUACGGCUGCUGCGGGAUGGCGCUGGACAUUCUGGAUCAUCUCUAUUGCAACCGGUGUUGUGCAAAUAGGAUUUUUGUUCCUGAGAGAAACAUACGCGGUAACGAUUCUCCAAAAAAAGACGAACCGGUUAAGAAAGGAAACAGGAAAUAUGGCACUCCGAUCUAAAUACGCGAGCGAUCUUUCUAAAAGCCAGGUCUUCCGAACGGCAGCUUUAAGACCUGUAAAAAUGCUUCUCUUCUCUCCGAUUAUUCUGAUUAUGUCUCUGUAUUCGGCAGUUAUCUAUGGAUGGCUAUAUCUAGUAAUGACAACCCUAACCGAAGUAUUCGAGUCACAAUUCAACGUAUCACAAGGACCCGUCGGACUCACCUUCAUCGGGAUAGGAAUCGGCAUGUUUAUUGGAGCCAUCAGCUGCAACCUCCUCCUCGACAAAUGGGCGAUCCGAGCCGCAGCUGGAGGAGAGAUAAAACCGGAAUACAGACUGCCAGUUAUGGUUCUUGGCGGUAUGAUUCUCCCAAUCGGAUUCUUCAUCUACGGAUGGACAGCCGAAAAACACAUUCAAUACGUCGUCCCCAUUAUGGGGACCGCAAUUAUAUCUUGCGGGUUGAUACUUACGACUCUUCCUUGCGUCACGUAUAUUGUGGAUGCAUAUACGCAGCAUGCGGUGUCCGCCAUGGCAGCUAUGAUAGUAUUACGAAAUGUGGCGGGUACGGUGCUUCCUUUAGCCGGGCCGCCCCUAUACGGCAAACUUGGGCUAGGAUGGGGCAGCUCAGUUUUGGGCUUUAUUGCACUGGCAUUUGUCCCCAUACCAUUAUUGCUGGUAAAGUUUGGAGAGAGAAUUAGAACGAGUAGGAGAUUUGAAAUGAACAUGUAG
Molecule: messenger RNA, 1395 nt
Organism: Botrytis deweyae
Lineage: Eukaryota; Fungi; Ascomycota; Leotiomycetes; Helotiales; Sclerotiniaceae
Exons: 2
Coding region: 1-1395 (464 amino acids)
Biological process (GO): transmembrane transport
Molecular function (GO): transmembrane transporter activity
Source: RefSeq, a predicted model, not a curated record